AUCAGAAGGUGGGAAGGGCGGAGCGUUGGCAGGAGUUGACGGUGCGUGGCUCACACUGCUGUGUAGUUUACUUCAGGACGGGAACGGGUUCUGCUUCACAGACUCGGAGCGGAGCCGUGCAAACAAAACAAAAAGACACAGGCACGCUGCAUGGAGUGACACAAGAAGGAUAAAAGAGUGUCCACGACCUCAAACAUACCUGGCGUAUGUUCACGCUUUGUUUUUGUGGGUUUCUUUUUCGGUAGUUUGUGAGCGUCAUGUCCCAAAGAGUUCGUAAAAGCGGCUCGCCGACGUCCAACUGCAGCUCGGUGAGCGGCGGAAGUUCGAGCGGAGCCUCGGGUCUCAGCGCCGGGGUGAGUUUACUGAACCGCCUGCUGCCCAUGAAAGCCACCGUGCCGUUCCAGCUCAAAGCACAGCCACAGCCCCCCCUACCGACCAGGAUGGCGCUGUCUAACGGCGGCGGUGGAGGAGGAAAUAGCGCUAACGUUAAAUGCUGCAGCAGCGGAUGCGACGCAGCCGGAAGCCGCCUGUGCGCUCUUUCUCGCGCCGCGACCUCUUCCUCUUCUUCCUCCUCCUCCUCCUGCGCCGCUUUGAGCCCGUCCGCAUCUCCUACGUGUACCUCUUCCUCGGCACUCAGAUGUAGUUCUCCCGUGUCUCCACACACGCAGUGCCCGCAGGUCAGUGUGGCAUCAGCUCAUGCCAGCGUGCCUUCUUCCCUCUCUGUGCCCUCUCACAGCGGCUCCCCCUCUCCCUCUCCCUCCCUGCUGCUCAGCUCACUGACGGACAGUUUGGUGCUGACAGCCGGUGCACAUCCUCCAGGGCCAACGUCUUCCUCCUCUACCCCUUCUUCCUCUUCCUCUUCAGCAUCUUGUGGGCACAGGGGCAAAGCCCUGGCAUCUUCGCAGCAGGGCUCACCUGAAAAUGACAGACUGUCACCUGAGAGAAUAAGCCCGAGCUCACCUGUGCACAAAGAGAGGUGCAGAGUUUCACUGGCUGGUCCAGUGGGCAGCAAUAGCAGCAGUGCAAGCAUACACCGGACUUCCUCCCUGGACGCCCUAACCGGCCCCUAUCUGUCAGGCCACUGGCCCCGUGAUGCCACCCACGCCACCUGUGUACCCUGCAUGAGGGACAAAUCCACCCAGACCCCCAGUGCCUGGGCGGAUGAAAGCGAGGAGAAGAGGCGGAGCUCUCACCAGCGCUCGGCAUCCUGGGGCAGCACUGACCAGCUUAAAGAGAUUGCUAAAUUGAGGCAGCAGCUCCAGCGCAGUAAGCACAUCAGUCGGCACCAUCGUGAUAAGGAGCGCAAAUCCCCCUUCAAUGGCAACCAUGCCGCCAUUAACCAAUCACAGGCUCCCAUCCCAAAGAGCGUCCUGAUCCCCAUCCCCGUCUCCAAAUCUUCCGUCUCACGCUUCCGUAACAGCGUCGAGGGCCUCAACCAGGAGAUCGAGCGCAUCAUUAUCCGAGACUCAGGAGACAAAGACGAACAGUUUAUUCCUCAGGAUGCCCCUGAUGGGCACCGUGCGCCUCCUCCACUGUGCCAGCGCAGCGCCAGCUCCCGCAGCAUCGAUACACAGACGCCCUCAGGCAUCACCGUGGGCAGCAGCCAUAGCAACAGCAGCAGCCGAUCCCAGUCUGUCUCGCCUGCCUUCCUGAGCGUGCCCAAUGAACUCUGCAGCGACAGCCCCUCUCCCAAUGAGGAACCACUCGGUGACUGUCGUGAUAAAGAUUUGAUUCCUGGAUCUCCUCUGCCCAAGUACGCAUCUUCUCCCAAGCCUAACAACAGCUACAUGUUCAAACGUGAGCCUCCUGAGGGCUGUGAGCGUGUCAAGGUCUUCACCGAGGAAACACAGGCCAAACCUCCGCGUGAGAUCCCGCAGUUCCUGUGCCCAGACAGAAACAAGGUCAACUUCAUCCCCAACAGCGGCUCCGCGUUCUGCCUGGUCAGCAUUCUCAAACCGCACAGUCUGAUGAGCGUCCCCGCCGAGGCCGAACAGAGAGUGUCCCGCGGCACCAGCACCCUGUCCCAGUAGCCUUCCUCCUAUUCUUCGUCUUUCUCCUCUUCAUCCUGCCUCGCACCACAUGUAGGAGACACAGAGAGCUUGAUAUGCAAUCAAUCAACCAAUCAAGCUUCCUGGCAAUCCUGAUCAACCCCACCCCCACCCACCCCUGCCUAAAGUCAAACAGCAAAAGAAAAGAAAAUGUAGGGCUCUAUUUUGGUAACACUCCUUAUAUUUGAUAAGAUAAUAACAAUUGCUAUUUGCUAUGCAGCUUUUUAGGUCAGUACUUGUACUACUUAAGGACCAGGAGGACAUGUUGUGUGAGGGUUUGUGAUAAGCAUAGAUAUAUUUUUAUUGUUCCUCUACCUUUGAUAGAAACGACUGAGUGGAGACGUGUGGAUGAAUAUUUUGUAUCUCUUAUAGGACACACGCGCAAAGAGAGCGCAUCUGCUCACGUUUAGCAUUCUUCCUUAUUCACUCUGAGUGUGAGGCUUGAGAGACUGAGAAAAUGUAUCGUUUUCUAAUAGCUUGCAGUGUAUCUCUUUUAGAGAACUGUAUUUUUCAUAGAGUUAGAACAGUACAUCAUUGAAUGCAAAUGAUGUCUGAAUAUUUUGGAUGAUCUGACAAGACCAAAAGACCUGAUAUGUAGAAGCUGGGAUGAUGAAGGCUUCUGCCUCCAUCUGGUUUUUUUAGCCUGCGCCCCUCUGUGUGUUCGGACCAUGAGGCGGACAGCAGGAGACUAAUGUCAGACCAACUGAACUCUGCUGGCCUUUUACCCCCCCCCCAACAAAAAAAAGCCCCCGUCCCCACCCUGUGGUUUGUGAGAGGAACGGAAAGUGCAGAGGAGAAAGUAAAAGAGACUGCGUUCUGUGCUUCACGUGUGACGCUCUGAUUCUGCGUUGAAGUCUGUCAGGCGACUACAGCACAAGAGCUCAGCAACCGGCAUGCUUUUGUCCGUGUGGCCGUAGAGCGCGUUUCAAAUGAAUUUGGGUCCAAACGCUGAACUUCAAACACAUCAGGGAACAAAGAGUGUGUUAGAGAGAGCGAGAGAAAACGAGAGCGAUGCAAUGCUGAGGGCAUGUUGAAUUAAGUGUGCAUGUGUGUGUGCGCGCUCGCAUAUGAGCGAGUGUGUGUUCUCUCUUCUCUCACUCACUGACGAUAGGCCUGAGACUGUUGAACUGAGAGCGCUGUGACACUGAGAGAGAAAAAUCUGGAAUAUGAAAUUGCAUCAAAUGGAUAUUUUAAUGUCACACAACUUCGCUUUAAACUCUAUUUAAUUAACAGCUUGAAUACGAUUGAACUAUAUCGGAUUUAUACGAUCGAAUCACAAUUAAUUCGAUUAAAUAAUCUAGUCCAAAAAGCUUAGUGUGUUCAGAAAACCUGCAUUUAUAUCCACGCUACUUCAUGUGGAUCAUAUUAACUUUUUUUUUUUUUCCUAAUUGUACCAUAAUGUCAUGCAUUGUGUUUAGAAAGGUAACAGUUAUACCUUCACACUUCUGCAUACAAUCUACCAGCUUUCAGUUUUCAUGUCUCUCAGAUAUGAUGAACAGUCCAAUCUGUAAUCAUUCCCCGUCACUGCCUGCUUUUCGGCCACGACUCUUUUCCUCAGUGUCACAGAGCUGACUGUAAUAAUAAACACUGCUUGCCAAGUGUCUGUCAUUCAUGUUUGCAUAUAUGCUGUGUAGGUAUUUUAUUUCGUAUUGUUUCAUGUCAACAGCGUCACUGUUGUAAUAAUAAUCAACUAUUGGCUGAAAAGCAAUAAGAACAGGUUGUUACGAUCACUCUGUAAUCCUGUCCAAAGAAAAUGGCUGCUGUUGAAGCCAGGAGGAAGAGUGAGGAGGCAUAAAACGACGUUUCUUAGACAGUUUACUGUUCCACAGUAUCAAUAAAAAAUAACCAUCAGGCUCAAACCUGUGUAAAGUUCUAAUGAAGACCAAAGCCGUGGAGUGCCUGCUUCAGUACGUCACACUAGUGGCUUGGUUUCUUACCUUCACUCGUUCCCUUGUUUAUUGAGCAGGCCUGGGUUUGGGCUCGAGCUCCCGGGUGGAGCCCAACACACUUCUGUAGUAUUGGGGUCCGUUUUUGUUUGGGUUUUUGUUUUGUUUUUUCUUUCACAACUGUUAAGGUAUUAUUUUGUGCUUUAAAUGAAAUAAAUAUUGAACUUGAAAAAGAUUGUCGCACUUUUUGCAAGUGUUGCAGAUCAGUUAGGCCCCACAUGGCCUAUAGCUUUGAACACCUACCAUUUCUAACGAUUACAAGGUCUUAAUCAUCUGAAAUCAGCUGAUGGUUAUCUCUGUAGGUCUGUACUCAGGAAUGUACGAACAUUAUGCUCUUCCCAACAGCUACAAAAUACUAACAGUUCUCUGUUUGGAAAUUUGAUGAUGUAUCUGCUUAGUAUAUGUGCCUGUAUUUAAAGUAGAGAGUAUGCACAGUUUAGAGACCAUUUUAAUGCAUUUUUUUUUUUUAUAAGAAUGGUGGCCUUCAUUUUCUCUUUCUAAUUAGUGUAUGUUAGUUUGAAAGAACGAGGGGAAUGAGAGUGUCCUACAUGGUUGGCUCACAUUUACACACUCGUACAUGCGUUUGGAGAAACUAGACGAGAUGAUCAGAUUAGACUCGUGUUUUAGAGAGUUCUCUUCAUGUUGCACAUUUAGGUCUGCUCAGACACAGCUUCAGCACUGUUGUGUAGGCCUCUGAUCUCUUACUCUGUGUGAGGUGACUGUUCUGUACUUUUUGUUUUAUUCCCAUACAGUUCAUGUACUCCAUAAUGUUCCUCUGGCUGUAUGUAACUGAAUAAAAAUAAAGUUGCAGCUGCUCCAAAUACAAAGUGAGAA
Molecule: messenger RNA, 4828 nt
Organism: Ictalurus punctatus (channel catfish)
Lineage: Eukaryota; Metazoa; Chordata; Actinopteri; Siluriformes; Ictaluridae
Gene: fam117bb
Product: family with sequence similarity 117 member Bb
Exons: 8
Coding region: 258-2030 (590 amino acids)
Source: RefSeq, a predicted model, not a curated record